Miniopterus natalensis is the source of this 2749-nucleotide messenger RNA. The record is from RefSeq and is a predicted model, not a curated record. NCBI's taxonomy places the organism in Eukaryota, Metazoa, Chordata, Mammalia, Chiroptera, Miniopteridae.
UUUUUAAUUCAGGUCUAGCCUACUGAUAAUUUAAAUUGCCCCCAAAGAAAUCAACUUUGGUUGAGUGCGCUUCUAACUGGACUUUCUAUCCAAAUUUCCCCACAUACAAUUGAUUCUCUUCACAUUAUAAAUGUAAAUCAGAUGCAUAAUUCCACCCCCCACCCCCACCGCAUGGGUUCCCACUAGAAAUGAAUGCUAGCUUUAUUUAUAAUGGCUUAAAAGUGGAAAAAACCAACAUGUCCAUCCACAUGGCUAGUAGCUACUGUACUGGAUCAUCACAUGGCUGACUCUUUGCCACCUAUGUCUCAGCUCUAAUGUCAUUUCUUCAGGGCCUUUCUAAAACCAAUCUAAGGUAGCUGUCUGCCAUCACACUUUUUUUUUGAGCACUUAUCACAUUAUCUCCAAUUAUUUUUAUUUAUUCUUUGUACUCCACGAUAGUGUAAAUACCAUGAAAAAUGGAAUUUUUUUUUGGUUCAAUACUGUUAUCACCAGGGGCUAAAACUGUGCCUUGCACAAAGUAGGCAUUCAGUAAUUAUAUAUUGAAUACAUAAGUACACAAUUUUAAAUCUUUAACUAUGUUUUUUAGUAGUAACUUUUAAGUGGGCAAAGAUACUAUGUCAAGUGACUCACCACUGGCAUGCAGAAAGCUUGUGUAGCAGGCCACUUCUCCAGAAAGCCUCCCCUGACCCCCCAGUUCUGGGGUAGGUGUCUCUCAUAUGAUUACUUGGCAUCCAGUGCUCCCCCAUCAAUGCCUUUAUAUUGUAACUGAGUUUAUUUGUUUUUAUGUCCCACUGAACUGUAAUAAGGAUCUUGACUGAAAUGAACAAAUGUCAAUAGCUUGAAUACCUUUUUCACAUAGUUCACGGCUUCAUUUUUCCAAAUCAAAACAUGGAAACACUGGGAAGUAAGUGAUUACGGCUCAGUUACCUAGAGGUUACAUUAUGCAAGUGGCAUGCUGUGGCCAUCAACAACAGGUUCCACUGAUUUAUGAGGUAUUGUUUGAGGCUUCCAAAGAAAUAUAGGGUAAAUCAUCCAGGGGGUUCAGGAUGGUCUGGAAUGACUCUGGACUAGCUCCAUUUGGAAGGUCUAGUCCCUACCCCAACCCCAGAAUGACACCAUAAUGCAGCCCUCUCUGACAUCAGCUUGCCACACAAUCUAGUACCCUAUCAUCUCCUAGCAGUGGCCCACAGUAACAUUGUCUUCAAUGUAAAAUGUGCCUAUUUGCAGUCACUCUACCACCACCACCAGCACAGCCUGAGCUGAGAGGAAAUCACCGUUCUCACUACCCAACCGCAGCACCUUCUUCCAACAAUUUGUUAAAACAUGGUAGAUUACUAUGAAGUUCUAGGAGUGCAGAGAUAUGCUUCAUGUGAGGACAUCAAAAAGGCUUACCAUAAAGUAGCACUUAAAUGGCACCCUGACAAAAAUCCAGAAAAUAAAGAAGAAGCUGAGAGAAAAUUCAAAGAAGUAGCUGAAGCAUACGAGGUAUUAUCAAACGAUGAAAAACGGGACAUUUAUGAUAAAUAUGGCAAAGAAGGAUUAAAUGGCGGGGGUGGAAGUAAUAUUGAUGAUUCUUUUGAGUAUGGCUUCACAUUCCAUAAGCCAGAUGAUGUCCUUAAAGAAAUUUUUGGUGAAAGGGACUCAUUUUUAUUUCUUUUCUUUGAAGACUCACUUGAGGACCUUUUAAAUAGUCCAAGAACUUCCUACGGAAGCAGAAACAGAGGUGCAAGAUCCUUUUUCUCUACCUCCAGUGAAUAUCCAGUGUUCGAGAGAUUUUCUUCAUAUGACACAAGAUAUACACCACAUGGUUCACUGGGCCGUGAGGGCAUUCAUUUUUUCUCUUCUCCAGCAUUUGAUGACAGUGGGAUGGCCAACCAUGUAUCUUUUACAACUUCACAUAAAACUGCUAAUUCUGGUAUUGGCAGAAAUACCAAUACAAACAGAAUUAUUGAGAAUGAUGAAGAAAGAGAAGUUGAAGAUGACAGCGAGUUGGAGCCGUUCCUUGUAAACGGUGUGGCAGAUGAAGAGGACUUGGCAGAAGAACGCAGCUGGAGAAGGCGAUCAUUCAAUUAUUCACCCAAGUCCUACAGCUCCAAACAUGCACCUCAAUAUACUUGUGUGGAAAAUGACCAACAUACACCUUCGGUCACCAGCAACAGGGAUCCCUCUGUUUUCUCAGCAGGACUCAAAGAAGGUGGUAAGAGGAAAAAAAAGAAGCAUAAAGAGGUGCACAAGAAGUCAACCAAAAGGAAUCAUUAAAUUGACUCUUCAGACACAUUAUGUUCAUAUAACAUCUGAAUGUGGCUCUUUGUUUUGAUUAGUCAGAGUUUUGUAGGUAACUUUUGUUUAAUAUAGUAAGACUAUGUUUUAACACGAUUAGCAGGUUGUGGACAUCUGGUCAGCGGUUGUUUGGAUUAGGUAUGUCUGAAAAAGUUGUGUUUGUGGUGACAGUGAUGUUAAUAAUUUGUAAAGUGGCAAAGAUUAGUUUACUUUUGUUUUGGAGCUAAAUGUUUACAUAUCAGUUUUUUAGUAUAGUUUAUGGUCUAUUUCAUUAUUUUUCUUUUAAUGAAAACUACAAACUUUCUUAAAUAUGUAUAGCAUUAGGAACUAAAAACAUACUGAGACAUACAGGUUCAGAAUAUAUAAUUACUCAUGAAAUAACUUUUUUUCCAAUAGAGGCAAAGCAUUUGACACAGAACUUAAAGACAUUAUAAAUUAAAGUAUAAAGUAUUUUCUUUUAAGUUAAAAA